This is a messenger RNA of Esox lucius (northern pike), 7433 nucleotides long. RefSeq names its product SEC16 homolog B, endoplasmic reticulum export factor (gene sec16b). Bases 295 to 3288 code for a protein of 997 amino acids. Lineage: Eukaryota; Metazoa; Chordata; Actinopteri; Esociformes; Esocidae. Gene Ontology annotation, biological process: COPII vesicle coat assembly; autophagy; Golgi organization. The transcript is spliced from 27 exons. Gene Ontology annotation, cellular component: ER to Golgi transport vesicle membrane; endoplasmic reticulum exit site. The record is from RefSeq and is a predicted model, not a curated record.
UGGAGGACCAGGGAGACCAGCCCAGCUAAAUGGUAUGCAGCAGUGCAGUUUUUUCCGUUAGGCUAUAGUUUUUUAGUGUUCCGCGCAACGUGGCAUGCCCUGACAGUCCUCAUAAAAUAAACAAAAGAGAAUGGAUAAAGUUAUUGAUCAUAGACACAACAUAUCGCAAAGUUACUGACUUUAGAGAAAUGCAUGAUGUGGCAACUGAACUUUGACUGCGACAUGAUGGGAGCUAUGAACAGAUGUGAACUGUUCUGAAGCGCUCUGUUCGUCCGACCAUAAAGAGUGGUCAUCAUGGACCCUGCUGGUCACCACUGGCUUACCUCACCAGUCCCUGGCCCUCACCCCCAGAGACCCAGAGAAAGGCAGGACUACCACAGACCUCCUUACUCUCACCAGGGACAUGGGCCUGGGCAUCACCCACAGCCACAACCACCGCAUCGGGGCACUAGUUCUGGGCACUAUGCACCACCACCACCUGACCCCAGGGAGAGGCAGCGGUCCCAGGUUGGGUCCAGUCCAGUCCCUAGGAACAAGGCUUACCCAACUAGCGCAUUACCCCCAAGACCACCUCCAGAAUUCAGCCCUAGCUGCUUCAGCACCCCAUACUCCAGAAGGGCUUAUGACCAACCUUGCUCUACAGUGGGUCACAGCAGACCAGAGGCACUGCAACCCAGACCCCGAUCAAGGCAAGCAUAUGAGUACCCACCCCAAGGCUACUGGGACUACAGCCAAGACUACAGCUACUAUGACCAGGGCUAUUAUGGAGGUUAUUAUGAACACCCAGGUCAAUGGGCUCCCCAGAAUCAGCAGGGAUUGGACCAGUAUCUGGAAAACACAUACGAGCAGGACCAGAGUGGGAGGGGCUAUCCUGAGGAACACAGGUAUGACCAACGAAGGUACAGCUCUCAGCUUGAAUUCAGAGGCUAUGAUGAAGAGCAUUUCAGAGAGAAUGGGGAGGUUGAUACAGAGGGCCCCUGUUAUGCCCCUGGGGCUCUAGCCAAUUCCAAGGCCUCAGGCCAGUCCUCCAGUAGCUAUGAGCUAAGCCAGUACAUGAAUGGUGAUGAACUGAAUGACCCCACCUCAAAACCCACCUGGAUUGUAGCAGACACAGAGCACGCAUCAGUUCCCCAGGCAACUGCCCCUCUGAAAUACUCUUUGCCCCAUGCUGUGGUCAACUUUGGUCCUGCCGGACAGUUGAUUUGGGUCAGUCCAGGUCCAGCCAUUCAGGGAAACCCAGUGAAGGUGGAAGUACACAGUCUUGAGAUUAUUCUGGGGGAAACACAGGACCAGCAGGAUAUGAGACAGUUUCCAGGGCCACUGGCUAGGGAAGAUCUACACAAGGUAGAUGCCAUUUCCUUUGCCCUCCAGAGGGCAGAAGCAUGCAUGAAAGACGAAAAGCUUCAAGACAAGAGCUCUGCCGCCCUCCUCUGGAAUCUAUUGGUACUGCUGUGCAGACAGAAUGGGCGUAUUGUUGGUUCCGACAUUGCCGAGCUACUGAUGAAAAACUCUCAAGGCUGUGGUGAUUCAAGGAGCCCUGAAGGGUCUGAGGCCGCUACCCUAAUAGACCUGAGUGAGGGCCCCAGUCCUGAGACAGACACCUUAGAUGGAGCAGACCUGCUGACAGGAACCUCCAGUAGCAUUUCUACAGCGGAUACCAGAGAGAAGGACAUGCAGGGAUACACCAAGCUUCUGUUGGCUGGACGGAAGAAGGAAGCCCUGGAUUCUGCCAUGAAGAGUGACCUGUGGGGCCACGCCCUGUUCCUGGCCAGCAAGAUGGACAACCGCUCCUAUACCACCGUGUUGAACAGAUUUACAGGCCAACUAGCUCCCAGUGAUCCCCUGCAGACCCUGUUUCAACUGCUCUCUGGGAGGAUACCUGCAGUUUCCACAUCCUAUUUAAGUGAAAAAUGGGGUGACUGGAAGCCCCACCUGGCAGUCAUGCUUUCCAACGAGACGGGAGAUCCUGUGGCUCACCAAAAGAGCAUCAUCACCAUGGGUGACACGCUGGCCUCCAGAGGGCUGUUACAUGCAGCUCAUAUCUGUUAUCUGACAGCCUAUGCUCCUUUUGGAACCUACACAGCCAAGACAGAGAGGCUGGUGCUCCUGGGAAACAGCCAGAGUCUCCCAUUUAAGGAAUUUGCCCAGAAUUCUGGCAUUCGAUGCACCGAGUUAUUCGAGUACUGCCAAAGACUUGGAGAUAAGUCCUUCAGUAUCCCCUCAUUCCAGGUGUAUAAGUUCCUGUAUGCCUGUCGUCUGCUGGAUGUUGGACUGCCGUUCCAAGCCUAUCACUACUGUGAGGUGAUAGGAAUGUCCUUACUCAGACAGCAGGAACCCUGCUUGGUACUGCUGGGACAGCUCAUCAAGCUAGCAGAACGACUGAAACAGUGUGAAGGAAUGGGACAGCUUGGUGACACAGCUGACAGCAGGUCUGGACGGGACCCUGAUUGGUUACAGCAGCUGAGGCUCAGGCAGCAGUGCACCCUGAUGGAGAACUAUAGUUGGACUGAUACCUAUCAGUCUCCAGCUGAAGGGAAUGCAUUGACCAAUGAGGAGAGCAGAGUGUAUGCAGAAUCGGACACUGAUGACCUUUCUGGGAAAGGUGAUUUCCAGGGCCCAGAGGCUGAAUCCCUGAACCACAAAGGAGGAGGAGAGCAACAACAACAGCACGUGCAGGCCCAGCAGAUCAACGGCCUGGCUCCACUAUCAGUCAGGCCACCUGACACGCAGCCUGUAGUGCCUCUUGUGGCAGAAGACCAGGACUGCAGUUACCACUACACUGACACCAGCCAGACUCAGCUUCAGCAGCAUUCCUCCCCUCAGCAGCCAACACUGAGCUGUCCUACAUCAAACAGGGAAGGGGCGGAGCAUUCUUCUGGGCUGGGCAUGACUGGGAUACAUUUUAAUUCUGGGAUGAUGGCAGGGGAUGUUCAGCAAUCUGGUCAGACGUAUGAUUAUGUAGGCAAGCUUGCAUGGCACCAGGGAGGGCACCGGUCCACCAUCACGCAGGAGGGCAAGGCCUUAGAGCCGGACCAAAUCCAACCAAAACAGAGCACCAAGUCAGGGUGGUUUAGUAGCUGGUUCAAACCCAAACCCAAAGAGGAACAAAGUGUUGCGUCUCUGGAUGACGACUCAGCAGAACCAGUUCCCACUAUGGAGGCUCCUCCCACCCUAUGUUCUUUCCCUCCCCCACCUACUAUCAACACCCUUGCAGCUAAUUGUCCCACACAGCCUACAUCUGCUGGGAUCAACCCCUUUUCUCGAAAAGCAGGUCCUCAGCUGGGAUAAACAAAAGGAUUGUCACUUAUGGGCAAUAUAUUUGAGGAUUUGUUAUGCCAUAAACAUGGAAUAACCCUGAAGCAAAAGAGAAGCACAACCACAUCAACAGAAGGAUAACAUGCUGGCCCUUUAAAUCAGCCUAAACUGGGACUGUGUCAGUGUAUUAACACUGAUCAGGCUCACAAUAUCCGCCUGACCACAACCCAGAUAUCUAUUUUUGGAAGUUCUUUAAUGGGGCUAGUACUUUGACAUCAUGUGUUGCGUUGCUUCACAUUGGCUCGUAGGCUGCAUGUGCAGGCAGAGGGAGUUAGUCCAGGCUUUUAAGGGCUUGGCUCAGUGUUUUCUGAGGGAACUAAACAGCUGAGUUCUGGUUCCUCUGAGAUGAUGGGCGGAAAAUUGCCGGGUUGGAAUGCUGUAAGUUAGCAGAAGCUGUGAAUGUGGUCAGCUUAAUCUCACAAAAAAGUUUGGAGCAAGUCUAAUUUCUCUUUAGUGAGACUUUCUAGCUAUACAACCGUGAUUCAUUUUCAAACAGACCUAUCUUUGUCUAGUAUUUUGAUUUGAGAUGUACAUUUUAAAGUUAAUUUUAAAUACCAAGGUCCAAGACAAUUUAUGUCUUUCAGGAGCUCUUACUCUUAUGAGAUGUUCUGGCUCACAAAAACCAGAGCUUGUGCAAAGCUACUGGGGCUGCCAGUGAAGUUGAUGGGGGCCAGGACAUGUUGGUUGGACACUGAGACACUAUUCUCAUCUAAUAGGAGAGAAAGCUGAUAUGACAAUUUUUAAAACUCAUAGACAAAUCAUUACAAAUUCUGUACUAGCAUUUGUGACAAAACCAUUAAAAAAGAUUUAAAAACUGUUAAUUCACAUACCGUUUGCAAUUUUAAGCUAUACAAGCAAAUCAUUCUUAUGCUGGAGUAUGCCCACACCAUUCCAAGUGAAAAAAGCUGGUGAGGUUUUACAUUUAAAAUGUUUGGUAAGUAUUAAUGUAUUAUAUAUUAAUGCAUUAACACAGAACUGAACCACAAUAUCAGAAGUGUCCCAACCCCCAUCUAUUCUUGGAUGUCCUUUCAAUGGACCAGUAUUUUGAUAUGUUGGGUUGGUGCCCAUUAUUAGGCUAACCAGGCAGGCAGCAGGAGUGGGGCCAGUCGUUUAGGGGCUUGGCUCAGUGUCCUGAGGGAACAGCUGAUGUCUGGUUCCUCGAAGAUAGAAAGAAAAUUUCCUGGGUUGGACACUGCAAUGUUGCAAAAGUAGCAAGGUUGUUCUACUAAAUAAUUCAUGUAAUCACAAAAAAAGAUUCAAGAACAAUCCAGUCCCAAGUUCUUUUGGAGCUAGUCUCAUGUCCCAUUGGUAAAAUGUUAUAACCACAAACGACGACUCCUGUUCUAACCCAAUUUCAGUUUUCAGGUGGAAAUUGAAGAUUGGUAGAGGCCUACUACUCUGUAUUUGUCAAACAUUGUUUGAAUUCACAGCAGAUUUUAAGAGCAAAUAAAAAUAGCAUUCUGGUCUUGGCACAUUCUUGUCUUGGCACAUUCUGGUCUUGGCACAUCCAGUCGACCACCCCUCCCAGAUAAUGUGGGUAGGUUAGCCUAAAUUAUUAGAUUAAUGUGGAUACAUUUUUAAAUUGUUGAAUAGUAAUUCAGUGUUGUUCAACAUUAAAGCAGUAGUUAUUUCACCAAACCUAGACACACAGUAGUUUUAGUAAAGAACAUGAAGUUUAUUAUCAUGAAUGAAAACCACCCUGUGAAGUUAAAAAAUCUAUUUAAUCUGUAGCCCGAUAAACUGCAUACUUUCCCUAAUUGUAGUGGAGACACAACAUUACAUUAUUUCAAAUUUACCAGUGAUUUUAUCUUUACUGAGAGAUUUGAGCAACAGAAAUUAGGUGUAACCGCACUGUAAAACCCAUGAAUCACAGUAUUAAUCCCCCUAUAAAACUCAAAAGAUUUGUUCAGUGUAGUUAAUGGCUAGCUUGCAAAGUACAAUGUAAAGAAUAAUAGCUACUAUCUGAUGGCACUAACACUAACAUUGUAAAAAACAAGUUGAAAAUAGAGACUUUACAGGACUUUCUUUCAGCAGGUUUUGCAAGGGUGGAUUUAUUGCCUCUUACUUGAUGUCAGACAUGAUGUUUGUAUACUGUAGUCUCUGAUUGUUUCGUAAUUGUCUGAUAAAUCUGUCCUCCUCGUCUCCUUCCCUGAAUCUGCAGUGAUUAGAAGUAUAUGCUAAUGUAUUCUUUUGACAAAUUUGUGCAUUUGUUUGAAAAGUAAAUUUUGAUGUACAUUUUCAGAGAAAUAUACAGAUUUCCUCCCUGAGAAAAUAAUUCUCUAAUACAUAUUAUCAUUCUUGCAAUUUAACAACAGGCUCCUUAGCUUGAAUUCCACUACCAAGACUCCAUGUCACAUUCCAAAGAUGGAGAUUGGUGUAUUACUUAAGGAGACUGGUGCAUAAGAGACAGAGCCUACUACUGAGGCCAAACAGCCAGGAAUACAUUGUUCCUCAAAGUGGUGACUAUAACUGUGAGAAAACUGAAUAGAAAAGCAAUUCACAAACUCUAAUAGUUGUAUUCUGUUUACAUAACUCCAGACUCUCCUGUGGAAUAGUCAGUGGAACAGUUUUAUUGGCUGAUGGUCUUGUGUGUUAUUGCCUGUCCCCAGGUUCCAUUAACAGGAAACGAGGAAGGGAUAUAUACAAUGCUUUUUCAUUUUCGAUUUUUCCAAAAUGCUGCCUUAGACUGUAUAUUGUUUUACAUUGUAAUUGUAAGAACAUUCAUUCAGGACAUUAUUUAUAAAGGUUUAUUUAAUCAGACGUUUUAUAGAUAGGUUUACAAUAGUUUUUAAAGAAACUACAUGCAAAUCAUGUAUAGCCUCUGGAAUUUGUAAAUAUUGUUCUGAAAUAUAUACAAAUAAAACUUAAAAUCUUAAAUGUAAUUGAGUGUUGCAUGUUGGUUUGAUACGUGUUUUAUCUAUUUACAGUGCCUCUGAAAAAACAUUCAGACUCCAUCAAUUUCUUUAAAUGUUGUUGUGUUAUACUGUAGAGCUAAUUUAUAAUUGAACAUUUUAAUUUGGUACAUAAGCAUUCAGAACCUUUAUUCAGGACUUUGUAAAUGUAUCUUUAUCAGCGAUCACAGUUUAGGGCAGAGGUGUCAAACCAGUUCCACAGAGGGCCAAGUGUCUGCAGAUCUUUGCUCUCACCUUGUGCUUGAUUGGUUAAUUAGGACACUAUUUGGUCUCAGUUGGGCACCAAUUGAAAGGAAAAACUAAAAACCAGCAUAUACCCGGCACCCUGUUGAACCGGUUUGACCCCUCUGAUUUAGAAUGUUCUUGGUUUGCUUCUACCAGCUUUGGUCAGUUUUUUCAAUUCGUCCUUGUAGAUCCUCUCAACCUCUGUCAGAUUGGAUGGGAAGUGUUGGUUAACUACAUUCUUCAAGUCUCUCCACAGUUGUUCAAUUGGGUUCAUGCCUGGGUUUUGGCUGGGCCACUCAAAAAAAUACACAGACGUCCUGAAGCCCCUCAAGCAUUGUCUUGGCCUGGUGCUUUGGGUCAUUGUCGUGUAUAUAGGUGAAUCUUUGCCCCAUUCUAAUGUGCUGUGUGCAUUACUAUGGCAUGAUGCUCCCACCGACAUGCUUCACCACAGGGAUGGAAUUACGUAGAUGGUGAGCUGUACCUUGUUUUCACCAGACGUAGCACUUGGCUAUCCGGCAUCUUUUUCCUCAUGCUCUCAUGUGACGUCACGUCCCAGUUACUCAGGAGGGGCUUCCUUCUAGGCAACUCUUCAGAAAGCCCUUUUUGCACGGCUACUUAGUCUUGUUAAUUAGAGUAUUGGUGUUUCCAAACUUCAAUUCAAUUUCCCAAUGAUGCAGCCCACUGUUCUCUUGGGAACUGUCAAUACUUGACAUGCUGCUGGGGAUUGUUGCUGGAAGUAGCCACUGUAAGUAUUUGGUAGAACACCAAAUAUUGGCACUUAUUGUCCAUGUAGCCAUAAAGGGUCCUUAGCCAGGUUAAUAUUCUAGAUCAUAUACUUUGUCAUGUGGUGUUAAAAAUGGCUUCCAACCAAUUCCUCAUAAGAUUCAGCCAGUAUGUAUUGGCUUGGGUCAUGCUCCUGCAGCCAGUUACAUUCAAGGGACUGAUGUUGUUUCUGAAAAUUAUUAAAAACUUUCAUUAAUG